Messenger RNA from Fundulus heteroclitus (mummichog), 1684 nucleotides. RefSeq names its product MYD88 innate immune signal transduction adaptor (gene myd88). Gene Ontology annotation, cellular component: plasma membrane. The transcript is spliced from 5 exons. The coding region runs from base 142 to 1005 and encodes 287 amino acids. The record is from RefSeq and is a predicted model, not a curated record. Gene Ontology annotation, molecular function: Toll-like receptor binding; TIR domain binding. Lineage: Eukaryota; Metazoa; Chordata; Actinopteri; Cyprinodontiformes; Fundulidae. Gene Ontology annotation, biological process: Toll signaling pathway; positive regulation of canonical NF-kappaB signal transduction; innate immune response.
CAAACACUUCCUUGCUCCACUAAAACCAGGUGGGCCGAGCCUGAUGACGGAAACAGCCUCAAGUCCACGCAACUCGCAACACAUCCACUCGUUUGUUUUGCUUUUUUAAGCAGCAUCCUGGAGGGGAAAACUCUGCCCGUCAUGGACGAGUCCGACUCUAAAGUCGACCUGUGCUCCGUCCCUCUGAUCGCGCUCAACGUGACCGUGAGGAAGAAGUUGGGACUUUACCUGAACCCCAAACACACGGUGGCCGCCGACUGGACGGCCGUGGCGGAGACCAUGGGCUUCUCCUACCUGGAGAUCAAGAACCACGAAGCGUCCCGGAACCCCACCAAGACCGUCCUGGACGACUGGGCCGCCCGCAACUCGGACGCGUCGGUCGGCAAGUUGCUGUCUAUCCUGGAGGAGGUGGAGAGGAAAGACAUCGUGGAAGAUCUUCAGCCUUUGAUAGAUGAGGAUGUGAGGAAAUACAUUGAGAACCAGAAGAAGAAAGAUGAGCCGCCGGUCCAGGUUCCUGAGGUGGACAGCUGCGACCCUCGCACACCAGAGAGGUCUCUCACGGUGGAAGACGUACCAGGAGGUGCCCCGGAAAUGUUUGACGCCUUCAUCUGCUACUGCCACAACGACUUUGAGUUCGUCCAUGAGAUGAUCCGGGAGCUGGAGCAGACCGACUACAAACUGAAGCUGUGUGUGUUCGACAGGGAUGUGCUGCCGGGCUCGUGUGUUUGGACCAUCACCAGUGAGCUGAUCGAGAAAAGGUGUAAGAGAAUGGUGGUGGUGAUCUCUGAUGAAUAUCUGGACAGCGACGCCUGCGACUUUCAGACCAAGUUCGCUCUCAGCCUCUGCCCCGGAGCUCGAAGUAAACGGCUCAUUCCGGUGGUCUACAAGCCCAUGACAAAGCCGUUCCCCAGCAUCCUGCGCUUCCUCACAAUAUGUGACUACACCCGGCCCUGCACCCAGGCCUGGUUCUGGAUCCGGCUCGCCAAAGCGCUCUCAUUGCCCUAACCGCGGGGCAGGGAGCGGAUUUGUAACCAUGAGUGCCUUGUCUUAUAGCCUUUAGAGGUUCAUGUGGGAGAACGGCCAAAUGUUGCAGAUUCGAACGCAGUGAUGCCGCAUUUAUCGGCACUUCUGCUAAAGACGUGUAAAAAGCCUUAAAUGAGUGAAUACACUGAAAACGGUAGAAAAAAAACAAACCUCUUUUUUUUUCUUUGACUAUUCCUCUGUCCCGGCUCCUCCUCCACUGCUCUCUUCUUUUCGGCUCAGCCCAAAGAUUUUCUCUAGAACGUAAGUCUGCGGAACGAGAUAGCCGGAGGAGAAGGGGCGUUGUUGUGUCCUGCGAACCAUUUCUGUGCUGAUCUGGCCAUUUGUCUUGGACCGCGAUCAAUCCCUGGGUCUGAUGUUUUUUUUAUUCACAGGCCACUUUUCAUGCAGUCCGACGUAACACAAAGUGCUUUGCAGAAGAAGAAAAGCGUAAAAAGAAAAAGUACGCAAUCGACAAAAGCGAAUGAAAUUGGAAAUAUUGAAAGCUCUAAAUGUCAAAUAACAAGACGGAAAAAACACCGGAAACAAAUGAGAUCUAACACUGUUAAAAAAAAAAGUUUGAUAAAAAUUUAUUAUGAAUUGAAAUGUAAUAAAACCAAGUAAUUAAAAUAAAUAUUGAUAAAUCUAUAAAGAAAUAUAGUCC